This is a messenger RNA of Phymastichus coffea, 4981 nucleotides long. RefSeq lists its product as uncharacterized. The transcript is spliced from 12 exons. The record is from RefSeq and is a predicted model, not a curated record. The coding region runs from base 547 to 3165 and encodes 872 amino acids. NCBI's taxonomy places the organism in Eukaryota, Metazoa, Arthropoda, Insecta, Hymenoptera, Eulophidae.
UUUAUUAUUUUUAUAGGUUUUCUUUAACUGCGAGUUUAAUUUACAAAAAAAUAAAUAACCUCAAGCCACGUCAUAUAUUGAUGAUUUUAUGAAAUUAUAACGAAGGAAGUGAAUUAAUAAGGAUCCAAGUUCUUCGCAUCAUCCCCUUGUACUCUCGGUUUGAGAAAGCGAGAGAGAGAGCUAGUGGAAAAGUGAGCGAGAAAGAGACAAGGUCACGACGCCGGGGUCUAGUGUGUACAAUAUAUAUCUGGCUGCCUAGAGCACGGUGCACGCACGCACGCACGCACACAUACAUACAUACAUACGCACACAUACGCGCGCGCGCGCGCAAGCAGAAAAUAGUGGCAGGACAGGGGCGGCGAGAAGCCACCGGAUCGGCGGUGAGACGACGACGAUUAUAGGUUAGGUAGCUCUGCGUUGCUGCCUUCUCGUUGUCUCGCUCUCUCUCUCUCUCUCGACACUCUUUCGGCUCUGCCGUUCUCUACUCCGCCGCUGGCCGAGGAGCGCUCAGUUGGGCGCGCGUCUCCGGCGCAGCAACACACGAUCAUGGAUAUAAUAUCAGUGGGUCUACAGAAGAGCCUCGUGGCCACGCAGCAUAAACUGUGGAUGGCCAUCAAGGAGCAUCAGAAGUGUUCGCAGAAACUAUCUGGCAAUCCCAAUGACCCACAGGACAAGCAUUUGCAGGCGCGGAUGAAGAUGAUCGAGAUUAAAAUCCUGGAGAUCGACAGGUGGCAGAAAGAUCUGUACUGCCAGCUGCGCAAGGAAAUAGCGGCGCUGAACUCGGAGACUGCCCUACAUGAAACCAAGCUCUGGUUGGCAGAAGCUUUGCAGCUGAACAACAACCACAUUAUCCGUAACGGCAGUAAUGCCAGCCUCGUCAACGGCCACGCGAGCAGUAGCAGUAACGUCAGCGAGGAUGAGGAACCACCACCGCCUCCGCAACAGAACGGCGUCACAGCAUCGCCUUUUGAAGGCCAACAUAGUCCAACGAGCUUCAAACAAGGCCGAGAAGCGUCGACGUCAGGCUCGGCAGACGAGGAGGCGGAAUGCAGCCCGGAAGCGUUGAGCGAGGAGGAGACGCCCGGAGCAUCUCUGGCAGUCGAGGCUGAGAACAAGAAGUGCUUCUUGGGUCGCAUCGGACUGAUAAGCCACGAGCGACUCGGCGAGAUCGAGCGGCGCAGGAACCAACGCAAGCGACGCAGCAACGUGCGCUCGCAAUUUCUCUACAGUGCACCUCAGCCACCGCAGAAGCGCAAGCGAUACGCGUACCUGCAGUCCGGCAAUGCGCCGCAGACUCGACAGACGACGGCCCGGCUGAACGGCCCGUCGCCGACGCCGACGACCAAAUCCACCGGCCGUGGCAGCGGCUCGAGCAAGCAGAGCACCAGCAGCAAACCGCUGAUCCAACCCGCGAAAACUGCCGCAGCGACUGGCGGCAGCGUGAUGCGCAACGGCGAGGUCACCAAGCACAAGGAAUUCUCGAUCAAACAGAAGACUGACAAUGGCAACGGCACGAUGAAGAUCUCGUCGACUGGCAAGACCGUGCACAUACCUGGGCUCCCAUCCAGCCUCACCGUUGAAUGGAUCGACAAGGAUUCGACCGUUUGCGUCUCCUGUCGAAACCCAGGCUCGUUAACGAUGUGCGAGGCGUGCGCGGCCAAGUUCCACGUCUCCUGUCACACCACCUCGCCGGUGUCGACGAGUCACUGCCCGAAGUGCGUGACCCGCUUCCCCGUGAAGGCUAUUGGCUCCGGCAACGAUCUCGAGAUCCUCAGGCACGAGGUGAAGCACGUGAAAAAGGAGUACCGGGACAAAGGAGCAGCAGGUGAAUCGUCACGAGCUCACGGCAAAGGAGGAGAGAACUCGGAGUUGCAUAAAGCGCUUGGUGAACUUUAUAAGGCUGAUGCAGCUCAGGCCAGGCAACAGCAGCAGCAGUCCCUCGCUGCCUUCGACAUCAAGCAGCAGCUGCCCUCCUCGACCCUCCUCAUACCCAUCACCAGCUCUGCCGUCACUAUCGCCUCAACGGCAACGGCAUCACAUGAUGACGACAAUUCCAAUUUCGGAUCCAACUCUGGGUUCGGCAACGACAUGGCCGAAAUUGUCAGGCAACUUCCCGAGACUAGCGUUACCACCGGAGCAGCAUCGAGAAACGAAUGGCGAAGACUGGCGCUCCAAUCCUCGGGACUCGUACAAAGACGAUCAAGUAAUGCGGGUACCUCAAUCCAUUCAAAACAAUCAAUAUCCAUACUGCACCACGAAGGGCCUGAUGGAACUUCCAGAAGUACGUCAAGCGAGCGACAUAAAUAUCAGCGACAUACAUAUGUACGACGAUUUCCGAAUGAGCCGCCCCCGUCCGUGGACUGGAUCAUCUUGCCCGAGCCCGCCAAGCCCUCGUCCACUAAGCCCCGCAAUUAUGUCACUGUCGAGGUCACCUGCAGCGACCACGAUAACCGAACCAACGACGCUGCCAGCAAAAAUUCUGCCGAUGGCUACACUGUGUCCGAAAGCACCCACGGAGUUCCAGACCUCAUCGACUUGGAACCACAACCGAGAGUCGAAGAGCCUACACGGCAAGAACCUGAAGUAUUUAACGUCUCUUCCGGAAGUUCAGAGCUCAACACCAUCUGCUCAUCCGAAACAGAACUUGAACCACAACCCGAACUCGAAGCCGAAUCUACAUCAGAAUGUAAAUCAACAGCUACAACAGAAGAAAAAUCAUCGUACGAUGAUCUUGAAACUGCAGCCAAAUCACCUGAAUCAACUCCAUCGUCAUCCAAACAAAAUGAAGAUCAUACCACCGACGUUGCCCGACAGUCACCUGCACCCAAAGAACAUCAGCAGCAAAAACAAUCUGUCAACGUCGGCAAUCGAGAUUUCCUCAGCACAGUCUUCCCUGGUGAGUUCGGUUACCGAAUUGUUAUCCAGUACGAUCCACGACGAGAUAUCAGCUCAAGUGAUGACGGCGCCGAUGGUGAGAACACAAACAUUGAGUACGGAGAACAGCAACAACACGUGAAACUGGAAGAAGCGCAUCUGCCAGCGCCACUUGGACCAGAGCUGAAAACAGCAGUUCCUAACAAUAAGUCUGACGCCGCUACGAGCCAAGACUUCACCAGUGUCGAAAAGCCAACAGAGCAGAGUGAGCCAAUUGUGACGGCCGACUGAAAGUUUGUUUCCGAGAAACGAUCGAACUUUUUACAAAGAGUUCGUUUUUUGUCUUUCCAGUUGGAAAAAUUCGUUGUGGGGACUUUAUUCUAGAUGGACAAUGUGUACCGCGUAACAUAAUUGAUUGCAAUCAAAACUGAAAAGAAUAAUUGACAUUUCCCGGUCUCUUCGAUUGGAUUUUCCAAUAACUUGUACAGAAUGAUAUUAGUGAGAUUUUACAGAUGAUGCAUGCGCUUCGACCAAAGCGAUGUGAAAGUUGUAUGUGCAUAUAAAGUUAAUAAUUCUGAAGUAGUCGGUUCAACUUUCAUGUGAAAUUGAAAAGUGCGAAGUUCGCGAUUGAAUAGAUUUUUAUUAAUUUAACCUUUGACUAUGUAAAGCUAAACCUUUGUAUGACAUACAUUCCGCAUGAUUGCUACGUGUUCAGGCUAGAAAAUUUUUGAUUUUUCGUCAAAUUUAAAAUGAUUUUUAAAUAUUUGAAUUGAAUCAAAUAAAUUAAUUUAAUAUAUAGUUGGCUAUUGCUAGAAUAGUUACAGCUUUUGUUGAUACUUAUUAGGAUGUUUAAAUUAAUUUCAUAACUUAUACUGAAAAUAUCGAUCGUCAUACAACUUUAUAAAGCCGUAAUCAUUUCACUAUUCAUUGUUUUUUCAAAUUUGAAUACCUUUACGCACAUAUCUAAGCGACAAAGUUACAGGCACACUUAUUUUGAAAAUCUUAUGACUAAAUUCGUAAAACAGUUAUUGUAAAUAAAAUGUCAUGAUUUUAUGUAGCUGCAUUUUUGUUAUAAAAAUAAUUUUUAUAACUAUUUUAUUACGUAAAAGUUGCUAUUUAUCAAAUUACAGUAUAUUAUUCAAAGUUGCCUGAUCUUUCUUUAUAAUAGCUCAAUGUGAAAUCGUGAAUUAUUUUAGUACAAAGUAAUUAAUUACAUUGCAAGAAAAUUAUGAUAAAAAAAUGUCGAUGAACAUUUUUAGUAUUUAGAUUAAAAAUUAUACAAAGUUUUGUAAUUGAAAGAAUUAAAAUUGAGUCACAUUAGAUGUGAUUUCCCUAUUGUUUCCGUUUUUAUUAAAAAAAAUUUUAUUUUAUAAAAUUGAAGUGAAAUCGUAAUGCCAUACUGCCUUAAUAGUUUAAAAGUUAGUCCUACUACGUGAAAUUGAUCCAGGAAGUCGUAACUGCCUGCCGAGGCAAAUAAGCAAAGUAAAUAAUUUGUUUACAAUCGCAAACAAAAAUGUGAGUUCAGUGAAGUAACAAAAUGAUCGCAAUCGGUUUGAAGCAAAAAUUGUCUCAUGUGUAAAUAUCAACUAUUUAGUUGUAAGAAAGUUGACAAUUAUAGAUGAACAUACUUUAGACCGUUACCUGUCUUUUUAUACUUAAAUGUAUUUAAUAACCAAUCAUGCCAACGCCUACGUUUUGUGAGUUUUAUAAACUAAGGCAUGAGAGUGUAAAUUGUUUUGUAUUUCAACGAAUGGAAUAGGUAAACUACAAAUAUUUCCGUAAUACUUGAAAGAUUUAAAUCAUGCGUUUCUUCAAACUUGAAUUAAUUAUAAGUUCGGAAGAAUGAUGCCGUCAUUACUUUUUUUAUUGUCUUGAUACAAUUAUGAUUAUGGUUAUAUUGUAUAGAGUUAUGUUUAUUGUAACAUCAGUUACUAUUGGAAUUACGUUAAUAUUUUAUUUGUUAAUUCCUUUGAAGUCUUCAGUUAAAAAGUUUUCAAAUCGAUGAAAAUUGUGCAUUGGUAAAAAUGAAAAUCACAUUGUUAGUAUUCGCUAGCGUUUGCGAUUUACUAUUAUUGAAUUAAUAUUUUUAUCAAUAAAUUAAGGUAAU